Molecule: messenger RNA, 861 nt
Organism: Fulvia fulva
Lineage: Eukaryota; Fungi; Ascomycota; Dothideomycetes; Mycosphaerellales; Mycosphaerellaceae
Exons: 4
Coding region: 1-861 (286 amino acids)
Biological process (GO): L-cysteine transport
Cellular component (GO): membrane
Molecular function (GO): L-cysteine transmembrane transporter activity
Source: RefSeq, a predicted model, not a curated record
AUGGUCUGCGCCGUCCUCGUCUUCUUCCUCCCCAACUCCCCCAUCGAUGCGAAGUGGCUCACCACCGAGGAGGAAAUUCACACGAUUGAUGUGAUUCGCGAUACGCAUGCGGGUAUAUCCAACUCGGUGCUGAAGUGGGGACAGGUGAAGGAGGCGUUUAUGGAUCCGAAGAGUUGGUUGUUUAUAUUCCACAUGUUCUUCAAUGAGCUGCCCAACAACACGUCCCAGCAGCUACCGCUCAUCAUCGUCGGCUUCGGCUUCACGCCAGCGCAGAGCGCUCUGUUCAAUAUUGCCAAGCCGCUAUGGGGGUCUUUCCUCAUUUGCGUGACGGCGUUUAUGAUCUAUGCCACUGAGCUUGGGGUGGGGUGGACUUGUGCUUUUUCGUAUAUACCGUGUUUUGUUGGGGGUCUUAUCAUGGUCACAGCCCCAUGGUCGAACAAGAUCGCCCUCGUGGUCGGAACGCAGAUUUCUACCUUCAAGCCUUCUUACCUCUUGGGCUUGUCCUGGGCUGGGACGACGACGGUUGGAUAUACGAAGAAGCUCACGGUUAUGUCGACGCGCAUCGUCGCUGCUUCGAUUGCUAAUAUGAUCUCACCUGAAUUCUGGCAAGAAAAGUACAAACCCCGCUACCUCCUCCCCUGGGGCUUCAUGACGGCCUUCUGGCCCAUCUCACCGGCUAUGUGUAUCGUCAUUCGCUACUACCUGAAAGUGGAGAACCAGAAGAGGGCGGCGAGGUUGGCGGAGAUGGGCGAGAUUAGUGAUGAGGAGGCGGUGGAUACGGGAGAUGGACUUGUCAAGGUGCAGGGGGAGGAUAGGGACUAUACCGAUCGGGAGAAUUUGAGGUUUGUGUAUCCGCUUUAG